Molecule: messenger RNA, 2401 nt
Organism: Empidonax traillii (willow flycatcher)
Lineage: Eukaryota; Metazoa; Chordata; Aves; Passeriformes; Tyrannidae
Gene: KLHDC7A
Product: kelch domain containing 7A
Exons: 2
Coding region: 117-2396 (759 amino acids)
Molecular function (GO): protein binding
Source: RefSeq, a predicted model, not a curated record
GGGGUGAGGAGGUGAAGAGGGAUGGUGGGGACGCAUCAGGGAGCAUCCCUGGGACGCGGCUUGAGCCCCUCCGGGGGGAUGGAAGGGCGACAAGCGGGGAGGAGGAGGGAGAGGAGAUGGUUUCUGAACGGGGGGUGACUCGUGGGAGAGCCCGGCUCGGGCCGGCCAUGAGGGAAAGGGAGCUGGGAAGGGAGCUGGGAUGUAAGUUGGGAAGUAAGUCAGAAGGGAAGCCAGUAAUUGAGCUGGGUAGUGACGCAGGUAUGGAGCCAGGAAGCAAGUUGGGAAAUGAGCUGCAAAACGAGUUGGGAAGUGAGUUGGGAAGUGAGCCGGGAAGCAAGCUGGGAAUCAAGACGGGAAAUAAUCCAGGAGGCAUGUCAGUGUACAAGCUAGGAAAUGAGUCAGGAAGUGAGCUGGGAAGUAAGUUGGGAACUAAGCCAGGAAGCAAUCUGGGAAGUAAUCUGGAAAACAAGUUGGGAAGCAAGCUAGGAAAUGAGUCAGGAAUUGAGUGGGCAAGUGAGCCAGGAGGCAAGCUGGGAAGUGAUGUGGGAAGGGAACUGGGAAGGGAGCUGAGCUCUCGUGACCCUGGGAACAUGGCUGACACACUGAGCAGCCAUUCCGAGAAGGAAACACUUGCUCCGAGCACCAGGGUUUCCCCAGGAAUUUCUAAUGCCCAGAUGGCAGGUGAUGGACGUGCCCAAAGCACGGAGAAGGAUUUGGCUGGUGGAGGCAUGAGCAGGGAGUCCAAGGGGAACAGGGAAUCCAUCCAGACCCUCAGUGUCACCUCUAACCUGGGGCUGCUGAUGACAGCGAGCGAUGCAGGGUCCGACACCUCCUACUCUUUCUCCUCGGUCGCAAAGAUCCAGGUGGAGGAGAACUACAUCCCUGAGAGACAGGGGAAGGACAGGGACAACCAAGCACUCCCUGGGCUCAGAGGCAAAGUCUACGACUACUACGUGCAGUCCAUCUCCGAGUCGGUGCUGAAGAAGAAGUCUCUCCCCUACAUCCCUCCGGGAAUAUCCCGGUGUCGCAGCUCCGAGCGGGUCAGUGAAGAGCUGCAGAGCUUUGAAACACAGAUGCAGGACCCAGCUUUGGCAGCACAUGAUCCCACCAUCUCCUCCACAGUCCCACCACCCACCAGAAGCUCAGAGACCUCUCCUGAGCCUCCAUCACCCGGCCGCAAGAACAGCAUCCUCCAGAUCGCAGACAGCCCCCACCUCCAGCUGCCCAUGGAGGGUUUUGGGGUCUCAGCUCUAGCUGGAACAACACCACCUGCAAGCCCCCAGCCAGGACUGGUGGCCAGUCCUGACCCCUCCCAGCUGCCACCAGACACCCACCUGGACCUGGGGAACUGCUACGAGGUGCUCAACACAGCCAAAGCGCGGGGGCUCAGAGCCCUGCAGGAGGCUGCCUACAAGGUGAUGAGUGACAACUACCUGCAGGUGCUGAGGACACCCUCCAUCUACGGCCGCCUCAACGCUGGUGAGCGGGAGUUGAUCCUGCGGCGGAGGAUGAAGGGGAAGAUGUCCGUGGUCGUGGCAGAUGUCAGCGUGCAGGAGCCUGACCUCCACCCCAGCCGCCUCUGCUACUACGACGAAGGAGGGGACUGCUGGCACCAGCUCUGCCCCGUGCCCCCAGAGGUGGUGUCCCAGGGCUGUGCCACGUGCAGCAUGUUCAACUACCUCUUUGUGGUGUCCGGCUGCGAGGGCACGGGCCCGACACAGAGACCCUCCAAGCGCGUCUUCUGCUACGACCCGCUGACCAACAUCUGGAGGGAGAUCUGUCCCCUGAACCAGGCGCGGCCCCACUGCAAGCUCAUCGCCCUGGACGGCCACCUGUACGCCAUCGGGGGCGAGUGCCUCUGCACGGUGGAGCGCUACGACCCCCGGCUCGACCGCUGGGCCUUCGCGGCGCCGCUGCCCCACGACACGUUCGCGGUGGCCCACACGGCCACGGUGUGCGACGGGGAGAUCUACGUCACCGGGGGCACCCUGCGCUACGUCCUGCUGCGCUACGACCCCCGCCUGGACAGCUGGAGGGCCAGCCCGGCCAUCGGCAGCAGGGACAGGACGGCCGAGAUGGUGAGCGCCAACGGCUUCAUCUACCGCUUCGACCUGCACCGCGGCGCCGGCCUCAGCGUCCACCGCUGCGGCGCCAGGGCCAAGCUGUGGUACGAGUGUGCCUCCUGCCCCCUGCCCGAGCCGUCUGGCCUGCGGUGUGCCGUGCUGGGCAGCCUGGUGCACUGCAUCGGCCGCCGCUUCCACCUCCGCUUCUUGGCCGACCACGUCUCGCCGCGCUUCGGGGCCAAGGAGCUGCGGCCCUUCCCCUCGCCCCACGGCAGCCUCCUCACGGCUGUGCUGGUGCUGCCAGAGGGAGGGACGGCGCAAACUCGGGUUUGAGCGCC